AAAGUAUUUGCUCAGCAACAUAUAAGCAUGUUGGUACCAGGAUGCUGGGCUGCAUCUUCUUUUGGUCAGUAAGGAAAAGAAGAUCAAUUCGAUGAAAAACGGAUCACGAUCUCGUCCUCUGUUACUGUACAGUAUAUACGUCUCUUCCUUUCUCACCUUUUCUUCGUUUUUCCUUUGAACCUACAACCACCCGCAGACUUCCCAACCGAGUCGAGUGCACUGGCCAGAACCUUUAUCCGUACGGACUUUAUUGGGACGCUUGGUCCACGCACCUCCGAGAAACUACAAAACAUACAGUAGAACGUCACCUGGUCAAAGAUCCAUCCUCCAAGCAGAGCGCAGACGACACUCCAUCCUCAUCAUCACCACCAUCACCACCACCACUCGUCCCCGUCGAGUGAGAGAUACACAUUCUCUCCAACACCAUUAAAUCAUGGAUCCGUCAGGAACCUAUGCAAACUGUCAGAUAUCGCGUUCGAGAUCCUUCCACCACGAAUGUCAGGAUGGAGUCGUCCAGACCGGCAAGGACUCGCUCGAGUCGAGCUUUUCGGCGAAAAACAGCCACGGAUGGCGGAGGGUGGUGCUGAACUUCACGCCCUCGUGGUUCGCCGCGACCAUGGGCACGGGGAUCGCGUCCAUCCUGCUCCACAACCUCCCUUACAACGGCGACUGGCUGUACUGGCUGUCGGUCGUCGUCUUUUGUCUCAACGUCGGCCUCUUUUGUGUUUUCCUGUUCAUCUCGAUCCUGCGCUACACCCUCUUCCCGGGCCUGUUCAUGGCCAUGAUCCGGCACCCCGUGCAGUCCCUGUUCGUCGGGACGUUCCCCAUGGGCCUCGCCACCAUCGUCAACAUGGUGGUGUUUGUGUGCGUGCCGGCGUGGGGCGCCUGGGCCGCCACCUUGGCCUGGACGCUGUGGUGGAUCGACGUCGUCGUCUCCGUCGCCUCGUGCAUGUGGCUGCCCUUUGUCAUCAUGCACAUCCACGAGAGCGAGCUGUCCAAGAUGACGGCGGCGUGGCUCCUGCCCAUCGUGGCCACCAUCGUCGCGGCCGCCUCGGGCGGGAUCGUCGCCGAGGUCCUCCCCGACCCGCAACACCAGGUCUGGACCGUCGUCACCUCGUACGUCCUCUGGGGCACCGGGUUCCCCCUGGCCAUGGUCGUCCUGGUCAUGUACUUCCACCGCCUCACCAUCCACCGCCUCCCGCCUCGCGAGGUCAUCGUGUCGGUCUUCUUGCCCCUCGGCCCGCUGGGCCAGGGCAGUUUCGGGCUCAUGCAGCUGGGCAAGGUGUGCGCGGACGUGUUCCCCAGGACGCAGAACUUCGGCCCGGAAGCCGGGCGGGUCAUCUACAGCUUCAGCAUCGUCUGUGCCUUGGUGAUCUGGGGCUACGGGUGCGUGUGGCUGUUCUUCGCCCUGGCCAGCAUCACCCGGAGCAAGUUUCCCUUCAACAUGGGCUGGUGGGGUUUCACUUUCCCCAUCGGCGUGUUCGCCGUCUCGACGUGCACCCUGGCCAAGGAGAUCCCCAGCCUGUUCUUCAAGGUCCUCGGGACCAUCUUUUCCGUGGCCGUGGUCUUUCUGUGGUUGGUGGUGGGGUUGGUGACCUUCAAGAGCGUCAUCGCCGGGACAAUCUUCUUCGCCCCCUGCGUGCAGCAGUACGAGCAAGAAAUCGUCCGAGAGCAGAAGCGGAAGGACCGGACUCGGAGAAGGGCUUGGUACAAAAAUUUGUACCUGAAGAAGAAACAACAGGAAGACGAAGAGAAGAAAGAAAACGUAAAGGAGGAAGUAUGAUGGAAUGCGUGGUUUCUAUUGCGAGCCUCAUUCACACGAAUGAUUAAUCUUGCCCCAAGGAGGGAGGGAGGCGUCGGAUAUAGACAUUAUUUGAUAUUACAGCGAACUUGUCUUGGGAGACUUAAUCUAAUGCAGCGAUUCAAAAUUC
Molecule: messenger RNA, 1931 nt
Organism: Exophiala oligosperma
Lineage: Eukaryota; Fungi; Ascomycota; Eurotiomycetes; Chaetothyriales; Herpotrichiellaceae
Exons: 1
Coding region: 434-1783 (449 amino acids)
Biological process (GO): sulfite transmembrane transport; transmembrane transport
Cellular component (GO): plasma membrane
Molecular function (GO): sulfite transmembrane transporter activity
Source: RefSeq, a predicted model, not a curated record